AUGUAUUCUGCUCAUGUAACAAAGCAACGCAACUCACCAAAUGAUCUUCCAAAGCCAUCUUUGAAUGCUGAAGACGAACCUAUUUUACGGCCUCCACCACCACCCCCUUUGAUGCCAACUCCACCAGAAGAGCCUGAAUCUAUGUUCAACUCAUGGAUAGUCAAGGAACAAAGAGGUGAACACUCUCCUCCGGUGUCGUUUUUCAACCCUCCUUCUGCUUCUUCACGGCAUGACAACUAUCCUCUCAUACGUAAAUCCCACCCUUUCAACGGUCCUGUGAUCAGAGAUCAUCUCACUGGCAGAUUUGGUGGGCCAAUAUUGUCUCAUUCACCACCAGACGAAUCGAGAAAUAUUUGGCAAGUUUUAAGUUUGUCUUUCCUUCUAUUGAAAUUUUGGAAAUACUUUUUUUUUAAAGCUGAACCAGCACAGGGUAUUUCAUCCAGAGUGUCUACAGAAAACCGUACGUCGAGCCAGCCUAGUCCGAAAGAAGACGAUCCGCCGUGCUCUCGUGAUACUGUGCCAAUGAUAGGGAAAUUACCUUCAAAGAUCAUCAAGAAAAAGGAAAAGGUUGAUACAAACGCCAUUCAAACAACUGACGACAAAAGAUCGGUCCCUGCUUUGCCCAUCGUUCAAUCGCAGAGUAAAAUAGCAGAGCCGAAGUUGGAGCGUGUCAAAAAGAUAGGCAAAGCGAAGAACAAAGGGAAGAAGAAGAAGAUGUGUGCAGCGAUGCGCCAUGGUUAUAACAUAAGACGUGGACCAGCGCCAUUCAACGGUCCAGUCCCUUUUUUCGGCUCUGCACCUUCUAUCAUUCAAGAAGCUGAGGCGCAUCCAGCAGAAACUAUACGAACGAGAUUUUCGAGUUCCCCCCUUCCUUGGCAUCGUGGUGAAGCUGCUAAUGAAUGUAAUGCAUGGGAACAUAAUGGUUAG
Molecule: messenger RNA, 927 nt
Organism: Strongylus vulgaris
Lineage: Eukaryota; Metazoa; Nematoda; Chromadorea; Rhabditida; Strongylidae
Source: the annotation of a GenBank genome assembly